AGGAGAGCCCUGCAAAACAUGUAGAUACCCCGGUGUUUUCAAGAUCCCCUCAAAUUAUGCAGGCACAACGUAAACCUUCAAGGAACUUGAGCCUAAACCAGGCCAUGGAAGACACUUGUGAACUAGAUCUGGUAUAUGUCACAGAACGGAUAAUUGCUGUCAACUUUGCAAGUUUGUCGGAAGAACAGACCUUCUGCAGCAACCUGAAGGAGGUGGCUCAAAUGCUUAAAUCCAAGCAUGGGGACAAUUACUUGCUUCUUAAUCUAUCAGAGAGGAGGCACGACAUCAGCAAGCUACAUUGCAAGGUGCUGGAUUUUGGGUGGCCUGACUUGCAUACCCCUGCGCUGGAGAAGAUAUGCAGCAUCUGCAAGGCCAUGGAUACGUGGCUCAAUGCUGACCCACACAACGUGGUAGUGUUGCAUAAUAAGGGAAACAGAGGUCGAACAGGGGUUGUUAUUGCUGCUUACAUGCACUAUAGCAAUAUUUCAGCCAGUGCAGAUCAGGCUCUGGACCGGUUUGCCAUGAAGAGGUUCUAUGAGGACAAGGUGAUCCCAGCUGGGCAGCCAUCUCAGAAGAGAUAUGUCCAUUACUUCAGCGGUCUGCUGUCUGGCACCAUCAAAAUGAACAACAAGCCCCUCUUCUUGCAUCAUGUCAUCAUGCAUGGGAUACCCAACUUUGAAUCUAAAGGAGGCUGCCGGCCCUUCCUCAAGAUAUAUCAGGCAAUGCAACCGGUCUACACAUCAGGAAUCUACAAUGUGCAGGGAGAUAGCCAGACGAGCAUCUGUAUCACCAUAGAACCAGGACUCCUCUUAAAAGGAGAUAUUUUGCUGAAAUGCUAUCACAAGGAAUUCCGUAGCCCGACUCGGGAUGUCAUCUUUCGAGUGCAGUUCCAUACAUGUGCCAUUCACGAUUUGGCUAUUGUCUUCAAUAAAGAGGACCUGGAUGAUGCCUUUAAAGAUGAUCGGUUUCCUGAGUAUGGGAAGGUGGAAUUUGUAUUCUCCUAUGGUCCCGAGAAGAUUCAAGGCAUGGAACAUUUAGAGAAUGGCCCAAGUGUCUCUGUGGAUUACAACACUUCAGAUCCACUCAUCCGCAGAGAUUCCUAUGAAAACUUCAAUAUACGUCGUGAAGACAGCAUGGAUGAAGUUGGACACACCCAAGGACCCCUGGAUGGAAGCCUCUAUGCCAAGGUGAAAAAGAAAGACUCGCUUCACGGCAGCACUGGCACUGUCAACCCCAACCGGCUUGCCCUCUCUGCCGCCCCCAACCACAUUGAGCACACGCUCUCGGUAAGCAGUGAUUCAGGGAACUCAACUGCUUCCACCAAGACAGACAAGACUGAUGAGCAGGCAGCACCUUCGGUUCCCAGCAGCAGUGGAGGAAACAACCCUAUUUUGACUCCCGAAGAAAAGCGGGAGCUUGAGAGUUUGCUUAGUGGAUUUGGUUUGGAAAACGAAGCCACCAUGCACAACCACAGCCCCAGUGAGGUAACAGCAGCUCUUUCUGCUUCACCAGGCCGCCAUAUCAUACCAGCUCAGGUUCAUGUCAAUGGGGAAGCUGCUGGCUUAGUGGCUGAGAGGGAAACCGACAUUUUGGAUGAUGAGUUGCCCAACCAGGAUGGACACAGUGUGGGUAGCUUAGGUACCCUCUCCUCUUUCGAUGGCACUACCAACACCAGUGACAUUGGCUAUCAUGAGGCUCCCCGGAUGGAGAGCCUCAAUUCCUUACCCAAUGGUUCAUCCAAUUUCAAUGGCUUAGACAAGCUGCACGAUUCGGAGAUGGUUAUCAAUGGUGGUUAUCCCUACAACAACCAGAAUGCCUUGCGGAACAUCAUGGGACGUCACCCUCAUGAUCCUUAUGCGCACAUCAGGCCCUCAGUGUCUGCCCAAGAAAAUUUGGCUGAUUAUCACCAGCAUGGCUUCCCCACUCCUGGCUGGUUACAACCCCAGCCACCAGCCUCCAGCCAGCAGUAUCCCUAUGGCUACGACUCAAAUAGCAUAUAUCGCUCCCAGUCCUUCCCCACAGCUACUGCUGAAAUCUCCCAGCUUCCUCAAGCACCAGCCCGGAGCACAAGUAGUCGAGAAGCUGUCCAGAGGGGGCUUAAUUCUUGGCAGCAACAAGGUGGAGGUAGCAGACCACCAUCACGUCAACAGGAUGGUGCUCGAGACAGCCAUAGUUCCAGCAUUGCUAGUGCAAGUCCCCAGUCCAGCCCUUCACAAGCAGCACCCUCUCAAAGCAUAAGCAUCCCCGAAUUCCCUAGAGUUGCCUCCCAGAGGGAAAUAGAACAAUCCAUUGAAGCUCUCAAUAUGCUCAUGCAUGACCUGGAUCCCCCGGUCUCCGUAAUGCCUAAAUCCCAGAGUGUUCCAUUGGCUACCAGAGAAGAUAGGCCGCAUCUAGUAGCUCUUUCAAUGUCUGCCCAACCUGUGAUAGGAUCUCAGGUGGUGCAACCAAAGGCUACCAAUGCUUUUGGCUUGAUUCCAGGAAGCCCUUCACAAAACUCUCUUGGCUCCAGUGUGCCCCAGAUGGCCGAGCCAAUACCUAAAGCGCAUCCUAUGAAACUAUUGCUCAACAGUGUUGGAGAACCGGAGUGUCCAGCACAAGAUCUCAGAGAGGCCUAUUCUCCAUAUGGCUAUCAGAAUCAACAGCCAUCUGUAAUACAAGGAAAGAGCCUUGGGCAGAUGGCAGGAAGCCCACCCACAUCUCUCAGGCCCCACGCAGCAGCAUGCAAAGUCAUGGAAGGGCAGCAUCCUCUGCUGAUAUCACCUCCCUCAUCCACAACAGCAGUCCAAACUCAGAUGCUCUUAAACGAGGCUGAGCAUCACGGGGAAACCUCUCAGGCCUCAGGGGAAGAGCCUUUGCAUCUUGAAGGUCUGGUGGCCCACAGAAUAGCAGGAGUGCAGCUGCCACAGGAGAAGUCACCAGAUGAAGGCGAAGCCCUUGUCCGGAGACGUACCACCAGUGAGGGUCAAUACGAGACCAGUCCCCAGGAACCCAGUUCACCACGAAGCCCGACCGUUCGAUCACCCAUUCACUGUGUCUCACCAGAAGUGGUCAGCACCAUCGCUGCCAAUCCUGGAGGAAGACCUAAGGAGCCCCAUCUUCAUAGCUACAAAGAAGCUUUGGAGGAGAUACAGGGGACCUCUCCAAGCAGCCCACCUUCCAGUGGUGUGCGCUCUCCACCAGGACUGGCUAAAACUCCACUUUCAGCAUUGGGGCUGAAACCUCAUAAUCCAGCAGAGAUUUUGUUGCACCAGACAGGAGAGCCUCGGAGCUACGUGGAAUCUGUGGCUCGUACAGCAGCAGCAGCAGGCAGUAGUGGUGGGAGUGGAAGCAGCCUUGCUAGGAAGCCCCAGCCAUCUUUGGUUUCAGAGACCUACAGCACUGAGAUACCUGUAAGGAAUGAAUCCCUCAACAACUCCUUCGCCUUGCCUAGCCCAGCUUCUGCCAGCAGCCCCAUACAUAGCAUGGACGGGAUCUCUAUUGGUGGUUAUCCUUCAGAAAACAGUACCAGCAUAGCCAUUUCCUCCCAGCCAUCUGCCGAGUCCAGCUUCCAAUCCACUAAUCUUUCUCAGGGUCCUUCAGCACACAGCAGUUACCAAAAUACAUCUACAUCAACUCAGGGCUUGCCAGUCUCUAUGAAUGCCGACUUCCCUGAUGGCCGAAUCAGCACUCAACAAGAUAGCCAUCCAAGGCCUCAAGCCCAGAUCAUUGCAUCUGGGGUCCAAAUCAUGCCUGGAAGCCCACAUGCCCUUCAUAGAACAGUAGCUACCAAUACUCCCGCUAGCCCAGGAUUUGGGCGAAGAACUGUUAGCACAAAUAUGGUGGCCGUUCCAGGAAGCCCAAGCAUGAACAGGCACUUAAUGGGUCCCCAUAGCACUGUUGUUUCAUCACCUGGGAGUCCAAGCCAUGCUCGUCACCAGCCCGUAGCAGGGGGUAGCACAGCCAUUAUUUCCGGGAGUCCCAGUCUGGAUCGACACAUAAUAUGUGGGUACUCAACUCCAGAGGAAAAGCAACAAACACUGUCUCGCCAAAGCAGUGCUUCAGGUUAUCAAGCUCCCUCUACCCCAUCAUUUCCUGUCUCCCCAGCAUACUAUCAUGGAAUUAGCCCACAUUCCUCUUCCCCUGACUCGGCAGUAUACAGACAGGGCAGCCCCACCCCACACCAACCAUUGCUCCCCGAGAAAAGAAGGAUGUCAUCAGGGGAUCGAUCAAACAGCCUGCCAAACUAUGCUACAGUGAAUGGCAAGACUUCAUCACCCAUUUCCAGUGGCAUGUCCAGUCCCAGCAGUGGGAGCAGUAUGGCCUUUCAUCAUACUCUGCCAGAUUUUUCCAAAUUUUCAAUGCCAGACAGCAGUCCUGAAACAAGAGCAAAUGUAAAGUUCGUCCAGGAUACCUCGAAAUACUGGUACAAGCCAGAGAUCUCCAGAGAACAAGCCAUUGCGUUGCUAAAAGACAAGGAACCGGGUGCCUUCAUCAUUCGAGACAGCCACUCUUUCCGGGGAGCCUACGGACUGGCCAUGAAAGUAGCUUCACCACCUCCGGGUGUUAUACAACAGAGCAAGAAAGGAGACAUCACUAAUGAGCUGGUAAGACAUUUCCUGAUAGAAACCAGCCCUAAAGGUGUGAAACUAAAAGGAUGUCCCAAUGAACCCAAUUUUGGUUGCCUCUCUGCUCUGGUGUAUCAGCACUCAAUCAUGCCUCUGGCAUUGCCUUGUAAGCUGGUCAUUCCUGACAGAGAUCCUAUGGACGAAACAAAAGAAACAACAUCAUCCAGCAGCUCAGCAACUGAUUUGCUCAAACAGGGAGCAGCUUGCAACGUGCUGUUUGUAAACUCAGUAGAGAUGGAAUCAUUAACCGGUCCUCAGGCCAUCGCCAAAGCUAUCACUGAGACACUGGCUGCUGACAUCUCUCCCUCUGCUACUAUUGUCCACUUCAAAGUCUCCACACAAGGCAUCACCUUGACAGACAAUCAGAGGAAACUGUUCUUCAGACGACAUUACCCUAUCGUUACUGUCACCUUCUGUGAUGUGGACCCACAGGACAGAAAGUGGACUAAAUCAGAAUCUGGUGGUGCUGCCAAACUCUUUGGCUUCGUGGCUAGGAAGCAAGGCAGUACGACGGACAACGUUUGCCACCUCUUUGCUGAGCUGGAUCCAGAUCAGCCAGCGGCCGCCAUUGUCAAUUUUGUUUCCAGAGUUAUGCUUGGCUCUUCUCACAAGAGAUGAACUGUGGCUUCCCCCUUGCAGGGGGCUUCUUGCCCUUGAAUUUUGUCGAAGG
Protobothrops mucrosquamatus (brown spotted pit viper) is the source of this 5274-nucleotide messenger RNA. It is a transcript of the gene TNS1, whose product is annotated as tensin 1. Bases 57 to 5222 code for a protein of 1721 amino acids. The record is from RefSeq and is a predicted model, not a curated record. The transcript is spliced from 28 exons. Gene Ontology annotation, molecular function: protein binding. Gene Ontology annotation, biological process: fibroblast migration. Lineage: Eukaryota; Metazoa; Chordata; Lepidosauria; Squamata; Viperidae.